Molecule: messenger RNA, 342 nt
Organism: Fomitiporia mediterranea MF3/22
Lineage: Eukaryota; Fungi; Basidiomycota; Agaricomycetes; Hymenochaetales; Hymenochaetaceae
Exons: 3
Coding region: 1-342 (113 amino acids)
Source: RefSeq, a predicted model, not a curated record
AUGGCCUAUCUGUGCGAACUGCUGCUCCUGUCUAUCCUUAUCUCGAGAGAUAUUCGCCGAUGUGCAGAUCCGGAAACUGCACAGCAGAAGGAAGCUUUUAAUAUGAUGCAAAUCGGAUUCAUUCGGAACACCCGUAUCGUAAUUAUUGCUGGUAUAUUCUGGUAUAUUCUGCAUGACAAGAAUAGAAGGAAGAAAACGGCCCCAGCUCCACAACCAGCGCUGAUCCGUCUGUCCCUCCUGAGACAAGCGCCGAUGAACAUCUAUACUCCGUUUACUGUCAAGCAAGGUCAAUCGGUAUCGGUUCAUGACGGUGCAGAUGGACUACUUGCAGUUAACAUUUAA